AUUUAUGGAGAAAGUUCUUCCUGUGCUGGGAGGGCUCUCAGGAAUAUUUUUACUCUGCAAGCAUCUGACCUGAUUAAAGACAGGGUGUACCUUACUGGCAUUUGCAGGAGAAGCUGUGUUGGAUCAGAGCUGGUAGACUGGCUUCUGGAGCAGUGCCCUUUCGUUAAGUGCAGAUCUACAGCGGUUGGAGUGUGGCAGCUCCUCCUGGAUAUGGGCAUUAUAUUAUCAGUGGACAGACAACUCUAUUUUCAAGACACUCAUGCCUUCUACCAGUUCUCAGCGGAUGAAUGCACCUACCUUUUCUGUGAAUUUGAGAAAGAGGAGGGAUGGAAGAAUGGAGUAAAGCUCCUACUUCAACUACUGCCCUUGUCUCCUCCCAGGAUUGACAUGUGUAAUCU
This is a messenger RNA of Apaloderma vittatum (bar-tailed trogon), 398 nucleotides long. Its product is annotated as rap guanine nucleotide exchange factor 5-like. The record is from RefSeq and is a predicted model, not a curated record. The annotation marks the transcript as partial. Gene Ontology annotation, biological process: intracellular signal transduction. Lineage: Eukaryota; Metazoa; Chordata; Aves; Trogoniformes; Trogonidae. The transcript has 3 exons.